Molecule: messenger RNA, 2045 nt
Organism: Zingiber officinale
Lineage: Eukaryota; Viridiplantae; Streptophyta; Magnoliopsida; Zingiberales; Zingiberaceae
Product: thioredoxin reductase NTRC-like
Exons: 10
Coding region: 189-1772 (527 amino acids)
Biological process (GO): removal of superoxide radicals
Cellular component (GO): cytoplasm
Molecular function (GO): thioredoxin-disulfide reductase (NADPH) activity
Source: RefSeq, a predicted model, not a curated record
AAGGAAAUAAAAACGACAAGCAACCCAAGCGGAGAGGCGUGAGGACGGUGUUGUUGGGUUGGGCGAUCGGAUAACGGAUGACGCCGAGGUGCUCUCCACCAUUGGAACCCUAAACUGGCCAAGUUGCUUCCUCCAAGAUCUUCGCUUCUUCCCCGCUCUCCUCCCUCCGCUCCCUCUCCUCCGCGCGGAUGGACGUCUUUCGCGUGGGAAUGUCGCCGGCCUUCGUCUCCGUGGCGUCGCCCUCCACCGCUUCUCUCUACGCCCGGCAGCCCCUCCUCUUUCGGGUGUCCGCUGCGCUGCCUCGAUGCUCCUCCCGUCACUCGGGUCUGAACUCCUCAGUCGGUCGCCGCGCCGGCACUCCCUUCGCUGCUGCCCUGACGGCCUCCCCAGCCGGCGAUGUCACCUCUGCUGAAGAUUCUUCUGCUAGAGUUGAGAAUCUGGUGAUUAUUGGCUCUGGUCCAGCUGGAUAUACAGCAGCUAUCUAUGCUGCUCGUGCAAAUUUAAAGCCAGUUGUUUUUGAAGGAUAUCAAGUAGGUGGUGUUCCAGGAGGGCAGCUAAUGACUACUACAGAAGUUGAAAACUUUCCAGGGUUUCCUGAUGGAAUAACUGGUCCUGAUCUAAUGGAUAGAAUGCGCCGGCAAGCUGAACGAUGGGGUGCUGAACUUUUUCAAGAAGAUGUCGAAUUUCUUGAUGUAAAGAGUAGUCCUUUCACUGUCCGCAGUAGCGAACAUGAGGUAAAAUGCCACAGCCUUAUCAUAGCAACAGGAGCCAAUGCUAAGAGACUGUGGUUGCCUCGUGAAGACGAAUUUUGGAGUCGAGGGAUCAGUGCUUGUGCAAUAUGUGAUGGAGCAUCUCCGUUGUUUAAGGGGCAAGAUUUGGCGGUCGUUGGAGGUGGUGACACAGCUACUGAGGAGGCAAUAUACUUGACCAAAUAUGCUGGCCAUGUACACUUGCUUGUUAGAAAAAACGAACUGCGGGCAUCUAAAGCAAUGCAGGACAGAGUACUCAACAAUCCAAAUAUCACGCUGCACUACAAUACUCAAGCUGUGGAUGUCGUUAGCAAUAGCAAAGGCCAGAUGUCUGGAGUUCUAACAAAAAGAGUUGAUACAGGCGAAGAAUCAGUACUUGAGGUUAAAGGACUAUUCUAUGGUAUAGGUCAUACUCCAAACAGCCAGUUGUUAGAAGGUCAAAUUGAACUUGACCAUUCUGGAUAUAUCAUAGUCAAGGAAGGCACUGCAAAAACUUCAGUUCAAGGUGUCUUUGCUGCUGGUGAUGUACAGGAUCAUGAAUGGAGGCAAGCCAUAACUGCUGCUGGUUCUGGAUGUAUUGCUGCUUUAUCUGUUGAAAGAUAUCUAGUCUCCAACGGUCUACUUGUUGAGUUUCAUCAGCCUGUACCUGAAGAGGUCAAGAAGGAACUUACAGACAAGGAUGUAGAAAUGGGCUUUGAUAUUACAAGGACAAAGCAUAAAGGACAGUAUGCGCUACGGAAGUUAUACCAUGAAAGUCCUAGAUUGUUGUGUGUUCUAUAUACUGCACCAACAUGUGGUCCAUGUCGUACACUGAAACCUAUUUUAAGCAAGGUGAUUGAUGAAUUUGAUCUGGAUGUGCACUUGGUUGAAAUUGACAUUGAGGAAGACCCUGAAAUUGCAGAAGCAGCUGGAAUUAUGGGAACACCUUGUGUUCAAUUUUUCAAAAACAAGGAAAUGAUCAGGACUAUCUCAGGUGUGAAAAUGAAGAAGGAAUACCGGGAAUUUAUUGAGGCUAACAAAUGAAUUAAACACAUUUCCAGCUUAAAUAGUCUUUUUUUAAUAAUGUUUCGCCCUUCCAUCCCAAAAGGCCAAUUUUUUCAGUCACAGAAUCCAAGUAUGUAGGAAUGCUCAGCGUACAACAUGAAUGGCUUUCCUAAGGCAAUUUAGUUUAUUGUAAAUUCAGACUCUGAUCUUGAGGCAAUGUUCAGCGUACAACAUGAAUGCCUUUCCUAAGGCAAGUUAGUUUACUGUAAAUCCAGUUCAAGAUUCAGCAAUGCAUUAACAUUAUUAUGUUUU